Parathielavia appendiculata is the source of this 1810-nucleotide messenger RNA. Its product is annotated as beta-lactamase/transpeptidase-like protein. NCBI's taxonomy places the organism in Eukaryota, Fungi, Ascomycota, Sordariomycetes, Sordariales, Chaetomiaceae. The transcript is spliced from 4 exons. Bases 45 to 1691 code for a protein of 548 amino acids. The record is from RefSeq and is a predicted model, not a curated record.
CUCCAUUCAAGCUUUCAAGACAGGCUGAAAGCACAGGUUUCUCAAUGGCGCUCCGCCACCUCGUGCUCGUCGCCUUCGCCGGGCUCGGUCUGAGCCAAAACUGCCCUAUCUUUGGCCCGGCGUACCCAGAGGUCCCGGCCUCCGCGCCGGCCUUGACGGCAGCCAAGAUGGCCAUCCAGGAUGAGAUUGCCGGAGCCCUUGCGGGUGGACAGCUGGACAAUGGGACAGCAUUCGGCGUCCAGGUGUUCCUGCGCCACUCGGACAAGACACUGUUCGAGUAUUACCAUGGCCCCGUCGGCCCCGACACGCUGUUCCGCGUCGCCAGCAUCUCCAAGGUCAUCGCCGUGUACACGACGCUGGCCGCGCUGGGAGACAAGCACUGGCAUGACCCGGUGACCAAGUACAUCCCCGAGCUUGCACAGGACAAAGCCAGGAAUCCGGUGUACGACAUCGACUGGUCCGAUGUGACCCUGGGCGCGCUGGCCAGCCACAUGGGCGGGAUUCCGCGGGAUUACGCCCUCGGCGACCUCGCCCCGUACCUCCCGGAAGGGGGCCCCGGGCUGCCGGUGCUGAACGACUCGGAGAAGAUCCAGUGCGGCACCGUCGGCCUCCGGCCAUGCACAAGAGACGAGGCGUUCGCCAAGAUUACCAGACAGUACCCCAUCGCCCCGAGCGACCACACGCCCGCCUACUCCACCAUGGCCUUCCAGCUGCUAGGCUACGCCGUCGAGAAGAUUGCCGGCACGAGAUUCCCCUCCCUCGUGCAGAAGAAACUCCUCAAGCCCCUCAAACUCAACCGUACCUUCCUGACCAAGCCCAACGAUACCAAAGCCCUCGUGCUCGACGGGUGGGACACGGAAUUUGGCGACGAAGCGCCCGGAUCAGGCUACUACUCCACCCCCUCCGACCUGACCGCCCUCGGCCGCUCCAUCCUUUCUUCCGCCCUCCUCCCGCCCUCCACAACCCGCCGCUGGCUCAAACCCGUCUCCCACACGGCCCGCCUGUCUCUCUCGAUCGGCCGGCCCUGGGAGAUCAUGCGCCUCGCAGUUCCCAUUUCAACCACUCCACCCCUAAACACGACGCGAAUCGUGGAUCUGUACACCAAACAGGGCGCCAUGGGCCCGUACAUGACCCUCCUCGCUCUAUCGCCCGAUUACGGAAUCGGAUUUGUGGUAAACGUCGGGGGCCCGAGUGCCGGUGCCACGUAUAACCUGCUCCUGGAAAAGCUGAGUGCCGUCUGGCUGAGCGCGGCGGAGCAAGCAGGCAGGGAGCAGGCCGGGGCGACGUACGCGGGCAAUUAUACCCUGCCUGAGCAGGAGGAGGAGGGGUCGGAUGUCGUGGAGGUGAGAGUGAGUGAGGGCGAGCCUGGGUUGGAGGUUAGCCGGUUGGUGAGUAACGGGAGCGAUGUGAUGGCUGUGGUGGGCGGGCUCGUGGGCGUUCCCCAGGGGGCGAGGGUUGGGGCGUGGCUGUACCCUGUGGGAUUGGCGGGGGGGAACAAAAUUGCGUUUAGGGCGUCGUUGGGAGUGAAGGGUGUUGCGGUUGGGGAGACGUGCUCGUCGUGGGGAUCACUGGAUAUGAUCAAGUAUGGGGGCCUGCCGGCCGAUGUGUUUGUCUUUGAGCUGAAGGAUGGGAAGGCGGUGGCGGUCGAGGUGCCGGUGCUCAAGAAGACGCUGAGGAGGGAUGGCAAAUGAUAUUAAACUACGUGUAAAGGUCUUGGUUGUAUCCAAUCAUCUCCUCUCUGCUUAGCUUCUGACCAACUCAGCGCCGUCACUCAGUAUCCCACCACCGCUCCAUCUCCCUCAAAGCAUUC